This is a messenger RNA of Tetrahymena thermophila SB210, 1998 nucleotides long. RefSeq names its product nucleolar protein,Nop52 protein. Gene Ontology annotation, cellular component: preribosome, small subunit precursor. The record is from RefSeq and is a predicted model, not a curated record. The transcript has 7 exons. Lineage: Eukaryota; Ciliophora; Oligohymenophorea; Hymenostomatida; Tetrahymenidae. Gene Ontology annotation, biological process: rRNA processing.
AUGAGUAUAUCCACAGAAAACAAUUCCAAUAACAAUAGCGCUUCUAACACUAAUGCAAUCACUCCUGCAAUUAUUGCUAAAAAGCUAUCAGCUAUUGUUCCUGCUAACACAAAAGAAGUGAUUGAAGAAGUUAAAUCAUAUUUAGAUUCAUAAAAGCUUGAUAAAGAUGGAUAUCGUUAAAUCUGGAAAGGAAUCUUCUUUGCUAUGUGGGCAAGUGAUAAAGUUCCUGUUUAAUAAGCUCUAGCUGAUGAAUUGGCUAAUCUUAUUUUUAGUGUCAAUAAACAAAAAUUUGAAGCCAUUAACAUGUGGUUUUAAGCUUGUUUCAAUAUAAUGAAUAAGGAAUGGGCUAAAAUUGAUUACUGGAGAGUAAAUAAGUUCUCCUCCUUAAUGAGAAAAGUUAUAACUGCCUUUAUCAGAUAUUUAAGGAAGAAAGGCUAUAAUACUGAUUAUGUCAGAUAAUUCAGCAAAUCUGUUCAUGAUGAAUUCUACGUUGAACAAACUCAAACAGUAAGUGGAUUAGCUCUACAUAUUAUGCAAAUAUUCCCAGAAGUUUUGAGUCAUUUUACUAGUGCAAAACAUGAUUAAGUUUGUUUGUUUCUUGAUAUCUUCUUGAAAUAGCUCAAUCCUAAUUCUUGCAAGGGACUUAGAUAAAAAAUAAAGGAAUGCAUUUUCGAAAAAAUAAUAGAAUUGAAGAAUUCAUCUUAGCUAUAUUAAAAUUUUAACUUGAAAGCUUAUCGUGAAAAGUUAUUUGACAUAGCAAAAAAGAAGAAAACUGAUGAUGUCUCAAGAAAGGAAAUUUAUGAAAUAGUCGAGCUUAUAGAUGCUAAUGUUUAAUUAGAUGAAGAAGAUGAAAGAUAUAACAAGUACAUUAAAGAAAAGGAAGAAAAUAGAUAAAAGGUUAAUGCAGAAAAAGAACUUAAAAAGAAAGCCAAAGAACCUUCAUAAAAGAAAAAUAAAGAUGAAAAACAAUCAAAUAAAAAAGAAGAAAAAGUUAACAAGAAGGCUGAUUUAGAAAAUGAAGAGUAAAACAAAUAAAAAAAGUAAAAACUCAAUGAUACAUCUGCAAAAUCAGUUGAUAAUAAAUAGUAAAAGGUGACUGAGUCAAAUAAAAAAAAUGAAGAAUAAAAAGAAAACAAAAGUUCAGCAAAUACUAAAAAUGAAGAAAAGUUAACUAAAUAGCAAAAGAAAGAGCUUAAAAAGUAAGAAAAAUUAUAGCAAAUGAUAGAUGAGGAAGAAAAGAAACUUUUAUAAGAAGAAAAAAAACUCAAUUAAAUGGAACAAAAGCUAUUAAAAUAGGAAAAAAAUGGUGAAAAGCUUUCUAAAAAUGCUAAGAAACAAGUAUAGGAACCUGAAUAAAAUGAAGAAGAUUGGGAUGAUGAAGAAGACGAUGAAGAAGAAGAUUUUUAAGAUGAAGAAGGAGAGGAAGAUGAUGAAGACGAAGACGAUGAAGAUUUCUAAGGAGAAGAAGAUGAAGAAGAUGACGAAGAAGAGGAUGAAGAAGAAGAUUGCGAUGAAGAAGAAAUGGAACUUACUGAGGAAUAAUUAAAAGCUAUAUUAGGCAAAAACGGUGAUUUGGAAGAUGAUGAAGAUGAAUUAGAUGAAGAAGAAUUGCAGAUGUUAAUUAAAGGUACUGCUGAAGACAUUGAGGUCGAUGAUAUGGAUGAUGAUUUUUACUGUGAAGAUGAUUUUGAGGGAUAUGACAUUUAGGAAGUUACUAAUAAUCCUCUCAGAAUUAAUGGAUUAUAAAAUGUCUAUAACAGCUUACCUGAAUAUCAUUUUCUUUCAGAUCCUUAAAAAAUUAAAUACUUUAAUAACUUAACAAGCAAAUUUAAAUAAAAUCUUUUAAAAGAAAAAACAAAUGGCUGCUCUCAUAAAAAAUCUGUAAUUAUCAAUACAAACAACAACUUGAUCAAAGAGUUUGAUUUGAAUGAAGAAGUCACAGCAAUCUCUAAAGCCCCUGUCAUAAAGAAAGCCAAAAAGGUUAAAACAGCAGCUUGA